AUGGAACAGUUUAUCUCCACAGUCUUUCGUCAAGCUUUUAGUUUAGAUGUUCAACAAUCGAGUCUGGAUCUUCUUCAAUUAUUCGUUGGAAAAGAUUUUAUCUUAUCUGAAACAUUGAUUCAUCUAAUCGAACGUUGUCUUUAUGAUGGAGAAGUGUCGAUCUCAAGUAAAUCCAUUGGUGUUCUGCAAAUCUAUUUGAAAAAACAUCCAUUACCACCCACGACAUUUGUCUGUCUCGAACAUCUCUUAACUCGAGAAACACCGAUAAUGAAUGAAGUGAUUUCAAUUCUCAAAUCUCUCGUUAUGACAGGUGAACGUUUAUCGAAAAAAGCUAUUGAUAUGCUCGCUCAACUAUUAUUUAAAAGUUCUCAACCAAACGAAAUUACAAAACUAUUAACACAUGCUGAUCGAAAUCAACCAUUACCGAAAAGUAUCGAUGAACUUCUUCGACAGAUUUAUUAUGGGAAAAUCCUUCGAUAUUCAAGAUGUCCAGCCACUUCAAAUAAAGCGAUCAAAGAACUUCUCUAUUCGACUAGCCAAGGAAGAUCUUUAUGUACAUCUGUUCUCGAUCUUCUUCUUCGAAAAUUAGAAUCCGAUCAAGAACAACGUUCGGCAUUGAUGCCAAUCUUAGUCAACGUUGUUUCCAAUGGACAAUCAUUGAAUAAAGAUGAACAUUUAUCAAUUUUAGGAAAGAUCUUUUUCGAACAGAUCGAUCAACCAUCGAUCGAUCUGAUCCAAAUCUUUACUCAUUUGACGCGCCAAAAUCAAAUUAUUGCCGAUGAAAUCAUCGGCCGAUUAUAUGACUAUGUAACAUAUCCACCUAUGAAUCAUUUUAUUAUCGAAAUCUAUCAAUAUCUCAUUGAACGGCAAAAACCAUUGGAGGCAUCGAUGAUUUCUCAGAUCUUUCAAUUGUUCUUCAAUGAACGUCGAUGGAAACAAUUUCAUCCUGAUUUACAGUAUCGAUUAGCUUUGUUUUAUAAAGCUGUGGCUGAUAAUCGAUCGAAGGAAAUCGAUCAAAGAUCUCUUUCAUUUCUCCUUCGAUCGGAUCAAUCGCUCAAUGUUCGCAAAGAAAUCUGCACCGCCCUUCGACUUUUGAUCGAUCAUGGAGAAAAACUUCAGCAAAAAACCAUCGAUAUUCUGAUCAAUUUCAUUAACAAUGAUGAUGAUGCGGAUCUUCAAACGAUUUCAUUUGAAAUUCUCAAUUGUGUUCGAUCGUCCGAUAGAAAUAUCUCCAAAUAUCUCGAUGUCUUUCAAUGUAAUGAUCAAACGGAUGAUCGAGUGUUAUUGAAACAAUUGAAAGAGGCAAUGACCAUCGGAAUGAAGUUACCCGAGCCAUUAAUCAUUCGAUUAUCACACAUGCUCUACAGUUGUGAUUUACAAGUGAAAACCAAUGCAGCGAUGAUCUUGGCAUCGACAAUGUCAAAAAGGAACACUCUUUCACCGCGAGUCCUCAGUAUCAUUUCAAUGACACUUCGAGAUGAAACGAUCAAUAUGAAAACAUUACAAUUGUUGGUCGACAAUCGAUCUGAACAACCGUUACCCAUGGCAGUUAUUGAUGAUCUUCGCUAUUUAGCCACUCGUUCAUCGAAAGAACCUGUACAACAAUGUGUUCAAGAGAUUCUUGCGACACAAAUGAAGAACAAUCGAACAAAAGUCGAAUUCCUUUUUGAUUAUCUCAAUACGAAGAAGGACAAGAGUUAUGCAAAUGAUGUUCGUCGAAUCUUGAAAAUAUUUCGUGGAAUGAUUAUCAUCGAAAAACGAAUCACCGAUGAACUAUUUACAUUGGUGAUGGAACAUUUCCUUGGUAAAGAUCAAGAUGAAAUUCUCGAUCUUUUUCUUCUAGCCCAUCAACACAAUAUUCCACUUGAUCAACAUUUAGAUCUGAUGAGAUCCAUUGAAAUGGCCCUAUCGAAAGAUCCCAAAGUCAAACUGAUUGAACUGAUGGGGAUUCUCAUCGAUCAGGGUGCUAUGAUUGAAGAUAAAACCCAACAAAUUCUAUUCCAAGUGUUCGUUGAAAAUAAUGAUGAAAGUACUUUGAAAGUACUCGAAUGUGUUGCACAUCAUCGACCAUUACCGAAAGAGAUGCUACUGUUCUUCGUUAAAUGUCUUUCUGAUCCAUCGAAAGAAAUGUUCGUCACCCUCACAAUCUCGAUCAUUCGUCACCAGAUUCUACAAGGUUUGAUCGACAAUCCGAUGGAGAUUAUUGAAAAAAUCCACUUCCCUUCAUUUAUCGAUCUCAGUCGGUUGACAGCAUUCGAUUCGAUGGAGAAACGUCUCAAUACCAUUCAAACUCUUCUCUUCGUUAAUUAUUUUCAACCCGAUGUUUUUGAACAACCCAUUGAACAAUGGUCACGAAAUUGUCUUUCCAUUGAAAUUCUCACUAACUGUGGUCCCGAUAUCACGACGGAAGGUAUCAUCAGUUUUUAUCAAUAUUUAACACUAUGGGAGCAAUUCAAACAUUACAAAAUCUGCGAUGAUCAACGCGAUCUUUUCCUUCGACAUUUUAUUGAAAAACAACGUCGAGAAACAUUAACAUUACCGAUAAUCAAUGAUGUUCUCAUCUAUGCUAAAACAUCCUCAGAUACACCAGUGAUGAUUCUCUUCUCGAAUCAGUUGAACUGGUUCAUGAAAUUACGUUUAAAUUAUAUUGAAAGUCAACUUGUUCAAUCUUUCAGAGAUCUUCAAUAUUCGAAAUCUUUGAUCGAUCAUCUUGUUCAACGUCUUGGCGAUGAAGAACAAUUAACAGCUGUUUGUCUUGAUGUAUGUCUUCCUACAAUUCGAACAGCCGAUGAUAUCUUGACACUUCUCAACCUGUUCACCAGUUAUGCAUUGACGAAAGAUGGGUUUAUGGAAAUCUUCUUCCAUGCAACAACUCCAACAGAUUUUUCGACAUUGCAAAAGAAGAUUGAAGUUUUCAUUCUUGGAAAAACAUUGAAAUCCAAUUGGAUUGGAUCGAAUGAAAACUUGUCACGUGUUCGAACUUUGUUUCAAACUUUGAUUCAACGUGGAUGGACGGUACCGAAAUUACUGCUUAUUCUUACCAUCAAAGGCCCAACGAAAACACCGGAAGAAUUACUCUAUUUGAUCGAUAUUUUGAAGAUUCUUGUCGAUUAUAAUGUGGAUUCGAAUCUUUUUUCUCAUCUGGAAUCGAUUCUGUCGGAAAACGCACUUCGAGCCUGUUUAGUAUUGAUCUACAAUCGUGUGAUUGAACAUUGUUUUGGUUCAACAAGUUCAGAGAAGAAUCUCAGUACAUUAUUGUCUGAAUUGGACGAAUCGAAUCCACAGAUCAAUAAGAACGAGUUGCUGAUGAAAUAUGAAACGAUUGAAUCGAAGUACAAAUCAGAUUCAACUGUUUUUCCUCAGAAGAAACCUAUUGAAUCCUGGUCAAAAUCAAUGAUACAACGAUGGGCUAAACAUAAUCGAUCGAAAGCCGUCACCAUACUCGAAAUGAUUGCUGUGAUCAAACGUGCUAUUUUUCUCGAUUCAAAUUUCGAACCUCGUCCAAUUCAAAUCCUAGCUAUUCUCAUUCUACUCGAUCGAAAGGAUCAAGGUGGACGAUUAUUACAAAUCUUAACUGGUGAAGGUAAAUCAACAGUUGUAUCAAUCUUAGCUGUGAUCAAAGCUUUACAAGAUCAACAUGUGGACAUCAUCACCAGUUCAAUUACCUUAUCCAAACGUGAUUCACAUGAACGAAAAGGAUUCUAUGAUUAUUUCAAUAUCACUGUUGCGCAUAAUAAUGAUGAAACAAAUUACACUUCAGGACCAAAACUAUGCUAUCAGGCGGAUAUUGUUUAUGGAAAUUCCAGUCAAUUCCAGUUUGAUCUUCUUCGUCAUGAAUUCAGUCUGUUGAAUACACGACCCCUGGAUAAAGACAAAGGUCUUAUACGUCGUUUUGAUGCUGUGAUCAUUGAUGAAGUAGAUAGUAUGUUAAUUGAUGAGAAUAAUACGUUGGCUCGUCUAGCUGAUCAAUUACCGGGGAUGGAAUGGCUCAAUCCAGUCCUCUAUGGCAUUUGGAGUUGUAUUGAUUCUGAGAAAGAACCAUCUGUAAAACGAGAUCAAAUUAUUGAUAAUAUGAGAAAACUCGUCUCUGACCCAAAGUCAGAUUUGAAACUUCCUCAACAUUUGAAACGUUUCAUUGAUGAAUCGAUUCCAAUUUGGAUCGAUCAUGCCAUUCUAGCAAAAGUGGAAUAUCGACUCGAUCAUCAUUAUAUGAUUAAAUCGGACGAGACACGAACCAAACGAAUAAUGCCGAUUGAUUUCUCGAAUACAGGUGUUGUGCAACCGUGUACAACAUGGAGUGAUGGUCUACAUCAAUUUCUGCAAAUCAAACAUGGAUUGAAAAUGACCGAAUUGACUGUAACAACGAAUUAUCUCUCGAAUAUUGGUCUUUUCGUUCGUUAUGGGAAGAAUAUCUUCGGUUUAACUGGAACCAUCGGUUCGAAGGACACACAGAAUCUUCUCGAUCGAAUUUAUCAUGUUGAUACAAUUAUUAUUCCACCAUUCAAACAGAAACGACACAUUCCAUUGAAAGCAAUUUUAACUGCAAACGAUGAUCAAUGGUUGAAAACAAUUGUCUCGGAAACGAUCAGCAAUGCUCGACAUCAACGCGGUAUUUUAGUCAUUUGUGAAACUCGAUUAGAUGCGAAAACGAUCAGUAAACAAAUCCAACGAGCAGAUCCAACACUUCUCGUUCGUUUAUACACGGAUAAUACCGAUGCAGUUGAAUCGGAUGUCGUUGGAAAUCGAAUUCAAUCGGGUGAGAUCAUUGUUGCAACAAAUCUGGCAGGUCGAGGAACUGAUCUGAAAACCAGUCCAAAUGUUGAGAAAAACGGUGGUUUACAUGUUUGUUUAACCUAUCUUCCCAAUAAUUUACGUGCGGAAGACCAAGCUUUUGGUCGCACUUCUCGUCAAGGUCACCGAGGAACAUCACAAAUGAUUCUCAAUUCUCAACGAACAUUUGAACAAUUAAGGAGUAUUCAUCCUGAAUAUUCAAUAACAAAUCCAAGAAGAACAUUCACUCAUUCAAUGGAAAUCAUUUGUGAUUGGCGUCAAGAAGCGGAACGAAUUCACCUUGAACAAAUGCGGAGAGACGAAAUUGUUGAGAUUAAAUUGAAAGAUCAAUUAUUUCAACGAUUCUGUCAACUAUUGAAUAAAUUACGUCAACAGAAUGACAAUGUCUAUCGACUUCUAUCCGUAAAAGAACAAUGGGGUCUUUGGCUGAAAUCGAUGGACUAUGCGACACAAAAUCGUCGAAAUCUUCGUCUCUAUUUAGAAAAACUCGGUUUCAUUCCUGACGAUGUUCCAGCAGAUGGUCAUAGUUUCUUUCAUGCUCUCUCCAAACAAAUCCAUGGUGAACUCACUGCUGAUGAAAUCAAAAAUCAAGUGAUCGAACAUAUGAUCAAUCAUUCCGAUGCCUACCGAACGAUCAGUGAAGAAGAACGUCAUCAAGCCACAUGUGAAGCAUUGAAGAUGAAUUUAAUCAUCUAUCGAACUGAUUCUCGUUCUCCACAUAUCUAUGAACGAGAAGAUGCCAUUCAUACGUGUACUCUUGGCUAUGAAGUUGAUUCCUAUUACUUUUCUCUUCGAUCGAAUCAAUCGGAUGAUCCAACGGUAAAGACAAAACAAGAGAAAUUUCGACGAGAACAACCUUUCAAGCAAUUCAAAAUAUUCGUCGAUCGAGCAAAAAAACAGAAGGAAACAUUGAAUGAACAAUUAGCAACAAAAAUCAUCGAUCAUGAUCUGAACACUGGUUUCACCACAUUUGAAAACGAAAUGAUAAAGAAUUAUGAAAAAGAGGAUUUCAUUCGGAAUCCAUGUUAUCUCUUGAUGGACGCAGAAACGGUCAUCAAACAACUGACAACUUGGUCGAAUAGUGCUCGAUCAUGGAUUGAAGGUCUUCCAGGUACUGAUAAACGUGCAGUGACUUAUAAAGAUGCUGUUGAUCGAUUGGAAAAAGCCAUUAAACUUGAUCCUAUCUUUACAUUUGCUGCCCAAGUGAAUCUUGCCCAUUUUCUCAUCGAUAAAGAACGAUCAACACCACACUACAAAAUCAAAGCAAAAUUCUAUUUGAAUGAAGCACAAGAAAUCCUUGGGAAAUACAUUCUACCUCAAUUGUAUAGUAUGCAAAUGGAAACAGAGAAGAAGAAUGACGAGGAAUUAAUCUAUGAUGAUUUCAUCAAUCAGAUUAAAUUAAAAGUGAGCAUUCUUCAGUUGUAUCAGAGUCAUGUUAGUCAAGCGAUCACGAUUAUUGAAGAUUCACAGAAAUUAAUCGAUAUCACUGUCACGGAUGAAGAUAAUCCUGGUCGAAUUUUUCUCGGGAAAAAAUUGUAUCAUGAUGAAGUGACAACGUUCCUCGAUCAAGCACAUGGAAAGAUCGAUUUAACUUUUCAUAGUUUGAAAAGUCAUACUGAUCUCUGGAAACAUGAUCAAGCAUUGAAAUUACUGGAGAUACUUUCGGAAGAAGAUCAACAUGUUUCAAUUCAUUUUCUCGAUGGAUCGAUGAAGAAAAUCGAAGAAUUGGAAUCGAUUAUCACCUCGGAAAAGAUUCAGUUGAAUAUCGAAUAUCUCGAUUCCAAUGAACUUGAUCCAUUGAUGGAAUUAGGAUCAAAGAUCGAUCUGAAAUUAACAGCAACAACAAAAGAUUAUCUGGCCGUACUCAAAGCCAUUCAUGAACAUGUGGAAUCAGAUGAGAAAUCUGAUCAAACACGACAAGAAACUUCCAAGACACGAACUGAUCGACGGAUUAUAGAAAUGGAUGACCACAUUGAAUUGAUCACUGAUACACAUCGUUUAGUAUUAACAUCUGAUAAUGCUUUGAAAACUCUUCGAGAUGAGAGUAUAGCCGUUGAAUCUAUUCUCUUCAAAUCGAUCCGCAAAGAACACGUGCAUUUUAUCCUAUCUCAUGUCACUCAACCCUGUUUUACAUUAAUAUUUCAUUCUUUAACUAUCGAUCGUUUGAAAAAGAUCGUCAAAGAUGUGACGAAACCAUUUAAUUACAAAUUUCGACAUUUAUCGACCAGUCAAGCGAAGACAUUGAUUGAAAAGACCAGUGAUCGAGAUUUUCUUCUCUUGAUUCAACAUUUAUCCUUCAAUCGUGCAAAGAAAAUAAUUCAGAAAUUCGAUCUCAAUGAACAAGAUGUGAAAAGCAGUUUGAAACAUUUGUCGGAAAUUUUUUCUAAAACUGAUCAACAAUACGAAGAAUUAAAUGCUUAUGGCUUGUUAGGUGUCAGUCUAUUGAUCAAUGUCGAUGAACUUACUCCACGUUCAUGGAUCAGUGCAACGCUUGUUGUCGUCGGCGGGGUUCUUCAAAUUGCUGGAGGUGUUUAUCUCACUGCAGUCACCUGUGGUUUCGGUAUUACUUUCGGUAUUUCAUUGAUUGGUGAAGGUAUCAAUGAUAUUAUCUUUGGCAUUCGAGGAGCUCUAUCACGACGAUUCUCUUGGAAAGAUUAUGCGAUACAAAAAGCUAUCAGUCUUGGUAUUUGCUUUGCAACAUUGGGCUUCUCAGCUGUUUCUCAAGCAUACAAAGGUGUCCAAGCAGUUGGAUUAGCGGGUGCAUCUUCCACUGUCUCAGCAACACGACAAGGAGUCGUGGCAAUUUUCAAGAACAGCUUUCGAACAGUUGGUUCGGGUGCGUUGAAAGGAGUUUCCAGUUCAAGUUGGUUAUUAGCUUUUACACAAGUCGGUAUUACGUGCGCUGAAACAGGUGUAAGAGAAUUGGCCAAUUACUUUUCUGAUGCAGCCUACCAAGGACUUCUUUCACAAGUUAAAUCCUUGAUUCGAGACGAGAUAGGAUCGGUCGUUCGAACAAAUCAGUCAAAUGAACAUUAUCAACGUAUAUUCAAUCGAGCAUUGACUGUCGAUCGAUAUUAUAAUAAAGAUGAAUGGCGAAAAGAACUUGAACGAAUUGCAAUGGAUAUUUUAACGAAAAAUAAAGAUCAAUUUCUGGAAACAGUUCAAUCUCUAUCCAAAGGUAUUACCGAUGCUUUUCUCAAUCAUUCACGACAGUUUUUACGUGAAACCGGUGACAAAAGUAAUUAUGGUGGAUAUGUCAAGACUGCUCAAUUGUUAUUGACCAUUGGACCGAUGCUGAAAGGUGCACAAGAGAUCCGAACAUUGACCGAUUCAUUCUAUACUCAAUACAUGGCACAACUGAAGAUAUUGGAAGAGAAAAUUCCGACAUUCGAAGAUCUUCUCGUUCAUGCCUCGAAUCAAGAAAUUUCAUCAUCAUUAUCAACGAGACGUGUCGUCAAAUCUUUAGUUAAACAUUCGAUUCUCACUUCUGAUGGUCUUCUUCAUUCUCAAUUCAAUCAAGGUAAUGAUGAAGAAUCUGAUUUGAGUAAUGCAGCUAGUUUCUUGCAAACAUCGGAUGGACCUGCACGAACACCAAAAGAAAUAUUACGUCAUCGAUUAAAGAAAUUGAAAUUUAAAAAAGAUGAACAACGAAUCUCUACGGAAACAGUGUUGAUGAAAAUUGUUGGUAGUGAAAAUCAUUCAUCACUUCGUGUCAGUAUCUUUCAAAAGAAAAUUGUCACUAUAUUAGUCGAUCAAGUUUGUGCCAUUCUCUAUGGUACUAUGGUCGCACCAUUGAAGCAUUUUGUCAUUUCUCAAACUAUUGCUGCAAUGUCAACGGCGAUUCAGCUUAAAAUCAAUCCUGAUAGAACCGUAAUAGAACAAUUGAUGGAACAAGGUGCACAACGUUACAUUCAUGGUGUUGCUAAUGGUCUGAUCGACAAGUAUAAUCGAGGUGAACUCAAAGUCGAUCCACAAGCCAAAGAAAAACUCGAUAAACUGCUUGAAGAAUCUCAAACCACGAGUAAACAAUCGAAAACAUUGAAUGAAAACUUAGCGUUGAAUGUCGUCAAUGGUAAACACGGUGGCAUUAUUGAAUUGGCUGUUUUAGCCAUGUUGACAAAGAAACCAGUCACGGUACUCAAAGAACAAUCUGAUGGACAAGCAACUGCAGAUGAUGGAAGUAUUCAGAUGGUUCACACUCCACCCACAACGGACGAAACAACAGGAAAAACAAUUGAUGGUCAUUAUGAAUUGGCGGGAGAUACUACAGCACAGGGUGGACCAAAUGAUUGCUUGUACACAAUUAUUCUUAGUAAAACACAAGAUCAAUUUUCAUCGGUUGAUGAUAUGCGAAUGCAAUGCGCUGCAUUUAUCUUAACCAAUCCGAGUUUUAUCUCGGGAAUUCAUCCAGCUUUAAGUAUCAUUAAUCACACUCGAAAUCCACUUCGUCGGAGAGAACUGAUAGGAGAAGGUGGAGCAAAAGAAGUUGAAUACGUAGACAAAAAGGUCAACACUUUAUCAGAGGCUAAGGAGAAAGUUGUGAAAGAUCUUAAGAAUUACGUCCGCGAUCGAAGUAUAAAUCAAAUCUCGAAUACGGCCAAAACGGAAAUUAUAAAAGUCCUUGACAAAGAUAAAGUAUUAAACAACUUUGAUGAAAUGACGAGUUAUGAGAAUGGAGUCGUUCAAAUUGAAUAUGAAAUUUGCGUGACAAAGGAAGCAGAUACAAAAGGUUUCAACAUGUAUCUUUCGAUCGAUGCUGAUCCUGCCAAUGACAAGCAUGCCAAGAAGAAAACUGAUCCUGCCAAUGACAAGAAGCAUUACCAACCUGAUCAUUUCGGUGCUGUGAUGGAUUGCGAUGGAGAGGGCAAGAAAACGACUCAUGCAUUCUUGCCGAAGGGUGUUCUGCAGUGUAGACGACCUCUGAACACAAGUGAUCCUGCACCACGCAAAAUACCAGGAUACCCAAUUUCAUUUAAAGUUCCUACCGGUGAAACUGUGACUUACAAAAUAACAAUUCACCGAUACGAGUGCCCGUUAGAAUGUGCUGAGGAAUUAUAA
This is a messenger RNA of Didymodactylos carnosus, 9849 nucleotides long. NCBI's taxonomy places the organism in Eukaryota, Metazoa, Rotifera, Eurotatoria, Philodinida, Philodinidae. The record is from the annotation of a GenBank genome assembly.